This is a messenger RNA of Acanthosepion pharaonis, 762 nucleotides long. NCBI's taxonomy places the organism in Eukaryota, Metazoa, Mollusca, Cephalopoda, Sepiida, Sepiidae. The record is from the annotation of a GenBank genome assembly.
AUGAUCCUCUUCUAUAUUCUCCAAAAUCUUAUCCUUUUUCUCUCUCUCCCUUACUCUUUGACUCUCCUUCUCUCUCCUCUUUCUAUCUCUCUCUCUCUUUCUCUUCCCUUCUCUUUCACUCCUCCUUUUUCUCCCACUUUACUCUUUCUCUUCUUUUUUUUCUUAUUUUGUAAAUUUCUUUCUUUCUAUUUAUUGAUUGUUACUGUUCCUCUCUCUUUCAACUGUUCUGCUUCUCUUUCUAUCACUCACACACACACAUAUUAUCUCUCUCUCUCUCUCUCUCUCUCUCUCUCUCUCUUUUGCUUACAUGCAUGCACACACAUUUUUUAUUCUUCUUUUCUUACUUUAUUUAUCCUCUUUCCUCUUUUUUCUUCUGCCUCUAUCUAUGUCCUUUUCCCUUUCUUUCCAACUCUCACCCUCCCUCUGCUGUCACCUUCAGUUUCCAUUUCUUUCUCUCUCCCCUUCUCUUUUUCCUAUUAUUCUCUACAUCUUUCUCUUUCUGUUUCUUUUUUCUCUCCUUCCCUUUCUCUUUUUCUCAACAUUACUCUUCUCUUUCUUAGAACAUCUUUCUACUUCUACCUACCAUUUUUAUUGCCUGUCACAAUCUCAUUGUCUUCCCUUUUUCUAUCAAUCACUUUAUUUAUCUUCUUUUCUUUCUUCUCCUUCUUUCUCUUCUGUCUUCUCCAUUCUUUCUCUCUGCUCAUCCCUCUCUUUUCCUUCCUCAAUCCAUACCCCAUACUUAUUUAUCUUUAUCUAUGUUAA